This is a messenger RNA of Drosophila takahashii, 1375 nucleotides long. RefSeq names its product Growth arrest specific protein 8 (gene Gas8). Gene Ontology annotation, molecular function: small GTPase binding; microtubule binding. The record is from RefSeq and is a predicted model, not a curated record. Gene Ontology annotation, cellular component: Golgi apparatus; microtubule; motile cilium. Gene Ontology annotation, biological process: cell motility. Lineage: Eukaryota; Metazoa; Arthropoda; Insecta; Diptera; Drosophilidae.
CACAUCGGCGAUGACCCGCGAUCAGCUGGAGGCCUUUGCCCUCCGGCUGAAGGCGGAAAUGGAUCGGGAGCGGGAGGAGCGGAACUACUUCCAGUUGGAGCGGGACAAGAUCCGCACCUUUUGGGAGAUCACGCGCCAACAGCUGGAUGAAACCCGCUAUGAGCUGCAGCAAAAGGACAAGGAGAUCGAGGCCACGCAGGACCUCGCCGACAUCGACACCAAGCACGUGAUGCAGCAGAUGAAGCACCUGCAGUUCGAGAACCACAACAAGCUGGGCGAGGUUCGGGCCGAGGCGAUGACCCAGCUGAAGUUGGCCCAGGAGCACCAUGUCCUCCAGGAGAACGAGCUGCAAAGGGACAAGCGCCAGCUGCGCAGGAUGCUCCGCGAAAGGAUGGAGAUGAGCGAGAUGCAGCUGCGCCAAAUGGAGGCCCAUUUCAACGAGAAGCUGCUGGAGCAGCGCAUCACCUUCGAGCGCGAGCGCAAGGACAACGAGAUGCUGCACGAGGAGAAGAUGAUCGAGCAGAAGGCCAAGCUGGACCUCUUCUACGGCACCCAGAUGUUCGAGGUGGAGGAGCGCAAGAACCAGCAGAUCAAGGACCUGCAGGACCACCACGACCUGGCCUUCAACGACAUGAAGAACUACUACAACGACAUCACGCUGAACAACUUGGCGCUGAUCGGCAGCAUGAAGGAGCAGCUGGAGCACCUGCGCAAGCAGGCGGAGCGCUCAGACAGGAUCGCAGCGGACACGGCGGCGGAGAAUCGGCGGCUGAAGGAGCCGCUGGAGCACGCGAACAUCCAGCUGAACGAGUUCCGCAGGAAGCUGGAGUUCUACGAGCGGGACAAACAGCAGCUGAGCCGCCUCAAGGCGCGCAACACUCGGCUGGAGAAGAAGGUCAAGGGGCUCACGUGGGAGGCGGAGACUCUGAUCCUGCGCAACGAUUCGCUGGUGGCGGAGCGGGAGGGUCUGAAGGAGCGCUUCAACGACGUCAUCGUGGAGCUGCAGCAGAAGACGGGGCUGAAGAACGUCCUUCUGGAGCGCAAGAUCGCCGCCCUGAUGCGCGAGGACGAGAAGCGCAGCAUUGUCCUGCACGAGACGAUCGCCACCUGCGCCCCGAACUUCGCCGAAAAGCUAACCAGCCUGGACGAGCGCGUGGGCAACAUCGUCGACGAGAAGAACAAGAUCAUCCUCGACCUGCGCUACGAGGUGGCCAAGGCCCGCAAGGCCCACGACGACCUCCUCGAGACCUACGAGUGCAAGCUGAAGCAGUACGGCGUGCCCACCGACGAGCUGGGCUUCAAGCCCCUCAGGGACCGGGACCAACAGCAGCUGUACGUCUGCGGUCCAGCUGGAAUAAUCACGGAGAACAAGUAG